CACCUUUCAAUGCAGUCUAAAAAAUAUAAAAUUACCCUGUGGAUUUUUUCACUGCUUAUUCUACAAGUUUGCAGUUUUUCUUCUUUAAAAUGGACGUUAAUUGGUGCCGAAUUAGCACUAACGGAAGAGUUCCCAGCAGCAGCCCACCUUUGUUUUCGUCGUUCUUCCCUGGGAAAAAUUAAAUGCUUUUGUGGUGGCACAUUGAUAAGUCGUCGGGCGGUUCUAACGGCAGCCCACUGUUUUUAUUCCGAUGUGGGAGUAGUUAAUGUUGUGCAAUUUGGAGAAACUUUUUUCGAUGGCGUCAAGGGAAGUCCGGAUCCACUGAAUUUUGAAGUUCUUGAAACAAAGAAACAUCCAAACUUCCGGUACCCUGUUCUUUACAACGACAUUGGGAUUGUGAAAUUGCGCCGAUCAGUAAUAUAUACCCCAUACAUAUAUCCCGCUUGUCUGCCAUAUAAUAAUGGAGACGCGUAUAAUUCCUUCACUGCCGUUGGAUGGGGUCAGACGGAUGUUGGCCGAUUGGACCAGUCCAGGAAACUAAGGAAAGUGGAGCUUCAUAAUUUUAAAAAUAGAUGUCGGAACACAAUUGACCCUAACGAUGAACUACCGGAAGGAUACAGGAACAAAUCUCAGCUGUGUGUUGGAUCUACGAAGCACAAGGACACAUGCAAUGGUGACUCAGGAGGUCCUCUGCUUAUUUCCUAUUACGGGAAAAAUUGCCGCUAUCAAGUUAUGGGAAUCAUAUCAUUGGGACUCAGUUGUGAUACUCCGAACAUUCCCAGUAUCUUCACGAGGGUGCACUUUUAUCGACAUUGGAUCAAAAAGGAAAUGGGCAAAGUUUAAUAUCGUUUGGCAUGACAAAAUACAAUUGGUAGUUAUUGUCAAAUAAAUACGUUAGUUUCCUUUUUAUACUUCCAGCAAAAAUCAAAUAAAUUUUCUUUUUUAAUUUUUA
This is a messenger RNA of Drosophila rhopaloa, 952 nucleotides long. Its product is annotated as phenoloxidase-activating factor 1-like. Gene Ontology annotation, biological process: proteolysis. The transcript has 2 exons. Lineage: Eukaryota; Metazoa; Arthropoda; Insecta; Diptera; Drosophilidae. Bases 10 to 843 code for a protein of 277 amino acids. Gene Ontology annotation, molecular function: serine-type endopeptidase activity. The record is from RefSeq and is a predicted model, not a curated record.